AAAACUGGCUACACUGCCCUGCAGCAUCGACACACGACCCGCUUCCGAGCUACGCUCAGUUUGUAUCGCAUUGUCAACGCGCUCAGAUUAAAGAAUAAAGUACUCCGUUUUAUAGUUGUUCUAAUCGCGGCGUUUUAUUACCAAGCACCUCAUUGGUGACCCCGACGUUCGCCGGCUCAAAUAUUUAUAGGAACGUGCAAAAAAGUAAGGAAACACACAAAUCAAUACACUUGGGCGCAACUGGCUGUGUGUCGAUUUUUUGCUUUCGUUUGCAGACCGCCAUUGUAGCUGCCUACACGUUGGAAUUUCGCCAAGGCGCCCACCAGCAGCACCCAAAAUAAGAUGGCGGACGAACAACGUUUGAAAGACGAAAUCGCUCAUCUACAGGACCAGCUGCGAGUAGCCCGAGCAGCCGCUGCAAACAACCCGCCCGUCGUGAACAGCGGUACCGAUGUCAACAACGCUGCCGGCGGUACUGUAAACAAAGUUGCAAUAAAAAUCGGGCCAUUCUGGAAGCGUGACCCAACUCUUUGGUUUGCUCAGCUAGAGGCGCAAUUCACGCUGAAUCAAGUAACUCGCGAGGACACGCGCUACUUCCACGUCCUCGCUGCCAUCGAUUCGGAGAUAUUGGCAUGCUGCUCGGACAUCAUCCGAGAUCCACCGGCGAAUGGAAAGUACUCAGCGUUAAAGGACAGAAUUAUCAGCGAGUACAGCACCAGCGAGCAGAAUCGUAUGCAGCAGCUACUACGUGGGUGCGAACUCGGCGAUCGCAAACCUUCGCAACUACUACGCGAAAUGAGGGAUCUCGCCAGGGAUGUCAUCACCGACGAGAAAAUCAUUAAGUCGUUGUGGAUGCAGCAGCUCCCUGAAACGACACAAGCUGUUCUAAAGGUCUCGGAAGCCACUCUCCAAUUGGCGCAGCUAGCUGAACAAGCGGAUAAACUUGCGGACAUCACCAGAACGCGAUCAAUAUCCUCCGCUGGAACGACGUGGGAGGACAACAAGGACAUCGGAUUCGAGGAACUACGCAAACAAAUUUCUGUCCUUUCCGACGAAAUUGCCGCUUUUCGUCAAGAGCGUGGCAGACCCCGCAGCAGGAGUUUCAGCAGAUUUCUUGGUGGUACCCGAAGUGGCUCACGAGGAAAUCAUCCGUAUUGUUUCUACCACAGAAAAUUUGGCGCCAACGCGAGAAGCUGCCGAUCACCCUGCCAAUUUAAGCAAAAAAACUAGAGCAGC
Molecule: messenger RNA, 1236 nt
Organism: Aedes albopictus (Asian tiger mosquito)
Lineage: Eukaryota; Metazoa; Arthropoda; Insecta; Diptera; Culicidae
Exons: 1
Coding region: 343-1230 (295 amino acids)
Source: RefSeq, a predicted model, not a curated record